Messenger RNA from Mustela lutreola (European mink), 3533 nucleotides. It is a transcript of the gene CASP2, whose product is annotated as caspase 2. Lineage: Eukaryota; Metazoa; Chordata; Mammalia; Carnivora; Mustelidae. Bases 105 to 1463 code for a protein of 452 amino acids. Gene Ontology annotation, biological process: regulation of apoptotic process; proteolysis. The record is from RefSeq and is a predicted model, not a curated record. Gene Ontology annotation, molecular function: cysteine-type endopeptidase activity. The transcript has 11 exons.
GGCGCAGUGUGCGCUGCCGGACGGGGGAGGGAUGCAGAAGGCGCCAGGGCUUUCGGCUUGUUUGGAUUGUGGGCGGUUUGCGCACAGCCCGGGAAAAGCGGUAAAUGGCGGCGCCGAGCACGGGCUCUCGGCCUGCCCUCCAGCGAAAGGCGCUUAUGGCCGCUGACAGAGGGCGCCGGAUAUUGGGAAUGUGUGGCAUGCAUCCUGACCAUCAGGAAGCACUGAAAAAGAACCGAGUGGUGCUAGCCAAACAGCUGUUGCUGAGUGAACUGUUAGAACACCUCCUGGAGAGGGACAUCAUCACCUUGGAAAUGAGGGAGCACAUUCAGGGCAAAGUGGGCAGUUUCAGCCAAAAUGUGGAACUUCUCAACUUGCUGCCCAAGAGGGGUCCUCACGCUUUUGAUGCCUUCUGUGUGGCCCUGAGGGAGACCAAGCAGGGUCACCUGGAGGAUCUCUUGCUGACAACCCUCUCUGGUCUUCAGCAUGCACGCCCGCCGUUGAGCUGUGACUACGACUUGAGUCUCCCCUUCCCGAUGUGUGAGUCCUGUCCCCCUCACAAGCAGCUCCGCCUGUCUCCAGAUACUGUGGAGCACUCCCUAGACCACGGAGAUGGUCCUCCCUGCCUUCAGGUGAAGCCUUGCACUCCCGAGUUUUAUCAAACACACUACCAGCUGGCCUAUAGGUUACAGUCUCAGCCUCGUGGACUGGCACUGGUGCUGAGCAAUGUGCACUUCACUGGAGAGAAAGACCUGGAAUUUCGCUCUGGAGGCGAUGUGGACCACAGCACUCUGGUCACCCUCUUCAAGCUCUUAGGCUACAAAGUCCAUGUCCUACUUGACCAGACUGCGCAGGAAAUGCAAGAGAAACUUCAGAACUUUGCCCAGUUACCUGCCCACCGUGUCACCGACUCCUGCAUUGUGGCGCUUCUCUCUCACGGUGUGGAGGGAGGCAUCUACGGUGUGGAUGGCAAACUGCUUCAGCUUCAAGAGGUUUUUCGGCUCUUUGACAACGCCAGCUGCCCAAACCUACAGAACAAACCGAAAAUGUUCUUCAUCCAGGCCUGCCGUGGAGAUGAAACAGACCGUGGGGUGGACCAGCGAGACGGAAAGAAUCACACGGGAUCCUCUGAGUGCGAGGAGAGCGACGCCAGCAAAGAGGAGAUGCUGAAGGCCCGACUGCCCACGCGCUCAGACAUGAUCUGUGGCUAUGCCUGCCUCAGAGGGACUGCCGCCAUGCGCAACACCAAACGGGGCUCCUGGUAUAUCGAGGCCCUCACCCAGGUGUUCUCCGAGCGGGCUUGUGACAUGCAUGUGGCCGACAUGCUCGUGAAGGUGAACGCGCUCAUCAAGGAGCGUGAGGGCUACGCCCCUGGCACGGAGUUCCACCGCUGCAAGGAGAUGUCCGAGUACUGUAGCACCCUGUGCCGCCCCCUCUACCUGUUCCCGGGCCACCCUCCCACGUGACGCCGUGCCCACCGCCCUGCUGCGUGGAGGCCUGAUGGGACAUGUCCUCUUCUGGUGUGCGGUGUCUCUUCCCCCUCAGGGACUGGGAAUCUGCGGGGCUCGCGGAGCACCCCUGCCCUCUCCGCCUGCGUGCGCAGGGCCACGGGCCAGCCCCUCCUGUGGCAGCUCCCUCCCUGUAGAGCGGACUCUGGCCAGACGGGCAGCUGCAGUAGAGGAGCCUGGCGGAUGAUAUUAAGAGCACAGUGUCUUUAUGGGGAGAGGACAUGUGGGUUUCCCCAUGGUUUGUGUUCACUUCCCGCCCCAGGUCUUUGGUAGACAGCACUUUGGUGAUUGCUUUUAUUACAUUAGCUAAGACGUUUCGGAGACCAUCCCCUGUCUUUCGUUUUUCUUUCAUAUUUCCACCGCAUUUAUCCCAGACUGAGAGUUUGGAAAGUGUUCUGAUUCCAAGUAGGCAUUUUUCAUUUUGCCUCAAAAGGGCAGACAGGACUGGCGGCACGUUGCUUCCGCGUGUGUGGUCGGGACCGCAAGGCCAGCCAGUGGAAGGCCGGCGUUCUCCGCUCCACAGUUGGCUUCUUUGGGCUCAAGGAAUCCUACUGAGGAUCCCUGGUACCUGGAACUCCUUGAUCUUUGCUCAGGGAAGUUCCAGAGUUUUUCUUAAUCAGAGAUUCUCUUUCUGAGCUUGGUUACUGAGAUGAACCUCAGCAGCGAGUGUUAGCAGAGGCAGAUAAGGGUGGUGUGCUUCCUCAUACUCGAACCUGUCACCUUAUCUUUUGCUUCCUCUGAAAUGUCCAUUUUUUUAUAAAGCAUCCUAGUUGUUAUCUCCCUACUUCCUGUUUCUCCCCUUUCACCUUUUCCUCAUCCUGUUUACUGCUGCCGCCAAAUCUGUCUAACAUACUGCUCUAAGUGGAUCAUUUGGCUGCUCACAGAUAGAAUGUGGUAGCUUGUUCCUGCUUUCUGUUUCAGUAUUAAAUCCCCUUUGAUUUUAUAUGGCCCGUUUUCCCUUCUCCCAGGCCUCCAUUUUAGGCUGUUGGCUGUACAUGCUGUGUCCCCUAGAAACCUUCUUUAUCUGUGCCACGUGUCCUGCUUUCCCUGUUCUUCAGGGACAUCUCUUGUCCCUCCAAUCAGAUCUCUACAUGACAGAUUUUGGUUUGGGGUUUUUAAAUAUAAAUCUGAUCAUCUCACUCCCCUGCUAAGAUUUCUGUCAUACCUGAAGCAAUGUCCAAACUCCUAACCUCGGCCUGUAUGGCUCCUGCCUUCCCCUUGAACCUCCUCAAAGGCUGGUUUCCUUCGAAGUGACUGUCCCGUGCCAUCCUCAGUUUCUCAAACAUUAUGAGGUCCUUCCCGCCCUGGACCAUCACACACUUUCCUGGGGUCUGCUGAGCUCCGUUCCUCACAAGUGUUGGCUUACAUGCCACCUUCUUGUGGAGGCCUUCUUGGGUCAUUCUGUCUAAAUAAUCUUCCAUGUUUCUUUAUUACUACAUCCUGUUGAAUUCCUUCAUUGCACUUAGCGCAAUUUAUAAUUACGUUUUUGCUUGCUUCACUUGGUCAUUUCUGUUACCCCUACUAGGCUGUAAGCUCCCUGAGGAUAGAAAUCUUGUCUCUGUUUCUUUUGUUCACCAGUAUAUACCCAGCACCUGGCACGUGGUAGGUCUUCAAUAAAUGCUUUUGGGUAAAGGAAGAAAGCAACCCUGACUAGAACCCUACUUCUGGACAAAAUUUCCCUUGAACAAUAUACACAGUUUAGUAUUUACACUCUAGGUUUUUCCAGGUGUUUUGUUUUAUCCACUGAUAGUCCUAGCUCGGGAAGACAGCUGUCAUGUGUCAGACGCCAUCUUCCGCAUCUCCCAUGAUUGCUGGCACAGUGCUCAGCCUGUAGUACUUCAGGUGCUCAGUAAAUACUUGUUGGGUGAGGCGGGGGCGGGGGGGGGGGGGUGUUGGACACUUCUGCUGAGUCCUGCUCUUGGAUCAGUAUCAUAUGGAAGUAUUUAGGUGAUAGAACCUUUCCAUUUCCCACUGCCAGGAUUUUAUAUUGCCUCCAGGUGCCAAAUAAAUGCUCGUAUUUAUUGCUGA